Molecule: messenger RNA, 2312 nt
Organism: Orbicella faveolata
Lineage: Eukaryota; Metazoa; Cnidaria; Anthozoa; Scleractinia; Merulinidae
Source: RefSeq, a predicted model, not a curated record
CUUUUAUUUGCAUCAAUUUACAAACAAUCCUUUGCUAAACGUAAUUUCAAUAAGAAUUUCAGGAUUUUUGGUGUAAUUGGGAAUAAAUAGACCGCUAUUUACAGGUAAGAUUUAACUUAUUUUGAAAGUCAAAUACGCUGAAAUUAUUAAUUUACGGAACGAAAAGCGGCCAGGUUGAUGACGCGCAAUUAUUUCCAUAAAUCUCAUUCCUCGUUUAGACGUCUGUCUCCUAGAGAAAUUGUUUUUAGUAUCACUAGAUAAAACGCCUCAAAAGAAAGUACGCUGUCACUGUGAGAGUAAAUAUAAAUGUAAAUUUGUCGCGUAAUUUUAGCUGCUUGUCUUGUCCUCAGCCACCAAGGUUUAUGUCGACGAAACGAGACUGAGCGAUUAUGGAACCGACGAGGUCUUUGCCGCGGACAAGAAAGGUGCCUCUUAGAAACGGUAAAAUAACAAGAGAAACACUUAAUUUUCGAAGGGUAGCCAGGCAAGUUAUGCUCGCCAAUAUGUUUACGAGGAAAACGACAAAUGGUCACUGCAUGAAUUCGGCCUCGUCUUCCAAAAGCGCAGCUGUAUCCCAGGAUCAGGUGCCUCAUCGUUUGGUGACAAAGCGAGAACGAAAACACAGCAGUAAUAUGGCAGAAAUGCCACCGAUGAGGCGACCGGGAACUCCAGAACUGUUUCCGAUGUCUGAAGAAAUGAAACAAACUGUCAUCUCGCUAGGAAAACUGGAUCUUCUUCCCAGUGAAGUAAGAAAAGUCAGAGGGGAUUCUGUCGAUGAAGACUCGCGCGCUGAAAAAUCACGAGCAAGCUACAAAUUUCGCGAAAAAACAAGGCAGAGGAUAAUUCAUCCGCAAAGGUUCAUCCGAAAUGUUCGCUCGUCUCUGAUAAAUUCGAAACGCAUUCCCGAAAACACCGAAGAGAACUGCGAGGAGGAAGUUGACGAAAUCGCGAAGGACGAUAAAAACCAUACUAGUGAGGAUACAACAGAAGACAAAGCUAACUACAAUAAUUCCACCGAAGAAAGCGACGCUACGUUGAUUACAAGGAAAUCAAACUGCAAUAUUUUGUCGAGACCGCAAACUACAAACUUUCACUUAACUGCAAAAUCCACCAAAAAUCAACAUUAUUCUUUAAACAAUAACCGCCCCAUUUACGCGACAAGAUUCAGCGAUCUUGGACCACUUACAACCAGGAGACCUCUAAAAAUACACAGCCAAUGCGUAUGGCCAAAAAUUGCGUUUGACUCAACCCGAAUGCAGACUCGAGAAAAUUAUUUUACCAAGAAAGCAAGAAGAAACACAGAGAUGGGCAAAAGUUGGGUUGCUAACGAGAACUCUUCCGGGGCGAACGAGAAAAACAACGACGAAGCGUUAAAAACAAGGCGUUGGAAAAGUGUGGAAAGUCUAACGAGGGAAAUUGAAAUAAAAUGUCUUUCUUGGCUGGAAAAUCGCUACGGAUCCGGAAUGAUUCAGUGAUAUCAAAAAUCACAACGUCUUUAAAGUUAAAAGUAUCUAAAAACACAUGAAGAAAACGUUGGUACAAAACUGAACGAGUGAAUAGACUUUAACUACGGGUUAAAAUUAUAACGACUUAACUAUGAAAUACAAUUAUUGUGAAGAAAUGCAAAUUCAGGCCUUAAUCUUUUUUAUUCACAGUAAUUAUUUUUCUUUCUAUAAACGCCAUAAAUUGGUGCUUUAGUUCAAGAAACCAGCAACAAUAUAAUUUUAAAAAUUGGUCAAAGUAGUUUCUGUGUUUUUUUUUUUUUUUUUCGUGACCUAAGCGUGUAAAAAUGAGCAUUAAGCUAUAAAAAGAAAAAAGACGAAAAGCCCCAUGCAGAGGCGCAAAGGAAAACUUUAUCUUACAUUUUAAUAUUUCGUGUUGCAGCUGUGCCUUCGAUAAACUAAUUUAUGCACACAAAUAUUUCUUGAGCGUUUUCAGUUUGGAGCACAAUGUGCGGUUGUUGUCGGCAGCGAGACGCCAUUCUUGACACAAAGUAAUUAUGUUAUGACAGGGGAGAAAAAAAAUUAUCUCGGGAGUGUUUGAUGUUUUAGAUGACUUUUCACGUGAAAAACAAACUCUGCCAUUGAAUACAUUAUUUCGCAACGGGGAAUUUAGCUAAAGUUGGGUCGAGAUGCAAUAAAAAUUUGUGAAACCAACUGUAAUAUUAAAUCGUUCCAACAAUAGAAAUUUAUGGCAUAGCCGUUUUUCUCGGCCCCUCUAUCCAAAUUAGACCGCUCGAUAUUAGUAUUAAUUUGAAAUUAUUUUAGUUCACGCAAAGACAACGACCUAAUAAAAGUCGACAAGUUUACUGG